Messenger RNA from Anolis sagrei ordinatus, 2823 nucleotides. The record is from RefSeq and is a predicted model, not a curated record. Lineage: Eukaryota; Metazoa; Chordata; Lepidosauria; Squamata; Anolidae.
CCAACCGGGGGAUCCUUACAUUGAUUUUUGUUUCUUGUUUCAAAGUCUCUUGGUUCUGGGUUGUUGUAGGUUUUUUCGGGCUAUGUGGCCAUGUUCUAGAGGCAUUCUCUCCUGACGUUUCGCCUGCAUCUAUGGAAAGCAUCCUCAGAGAGUAAAUGUGAUUAUUGGCUGGGAAUUUUGGAGCAGAGCAUGUUGAGGGAUUUCUUUCUCUUCAGAGAAGACGGAGGAAAAGCAUCUUGGAUCCAGUUUGCUUCUUCAUCAAUGAGUGGUUCCAACAUGGAGAGACCCAGCUCACCUGGACCUGAAGCAGGCAGGGCUCCCAGGAGCAGUGGGGAAAUCUGGGAAAGAACUACGCAGACGUUCCUGAAUGUGCACAUAGAGUGCCAGCGCUUCAGGCAUUCCUCCUUCCGAGAGGGCGAGGGACCCAGAGAGGUUUGCAGCCACCUCCACUCUCUCUGCCGCCAGUGGCUGAAGCCAGAGCAACACACCAAGGCGGAGAUGCUGGACCUGGUGAUCCUGGAGCAGUUCCUGAGCAUCCUGCCCCCAGAGAUGGGGAGCUGGGUCCGAGAGUGUGGGGCAGAGACCUCUUCCCAGGCGGUGGCCCUGGCGGAAGGCUUCCUCCUGAGUCGGGCAGAGGACGGGAAGCAGGAAGGACAGGCCCAGAAUAACAGCAUUGAAGUCCUCCCUGAGGUCUCUGAAUCUGAGAAACCUCCACCAGGAACCACCCAGAGCCUCCAGCAGAAGGAGCUCAAGCAGGAAGGAGAUGGGGCUGCAGCCUUGCAGGGGGCUGGAAUGAUGUUGUUGCCAAAUCCUCAGUCGUUUCUUCCGCUUUGUGAUGGAGUGGAAGUGAAUCAGGGCCCAGAUGCCUUUGAGGACGUGGCUGUCCAUUUCUCCCCGGAGGAGUGGGCUCUCCUGAAUCCUGAUCAGAAGGUUUUGCACACGCAGAUCACGGAGGAGAUUCAAGGGAUGGUGGACUCUCUUGCAGAUAACUGGAAGAAGAGCAAUGUAUCCAACAAACACAGGACGCAUUUGGGACACAAUGAAGGCCUUCCUAGACACCAGCAAACCCACAGAGAAGAUGGAGAUUCUGCCAGAGAAAAUCCCUACAAAUGUAAUGUAUGUGGGCAAUGUUUUACCCAAAAUAUGGCACUUGUGCUUCACACGAUACUCCAUGCUGGGGAAAGCCAUCUGAAAUGGAAAGAACCAGCAAAAUGUAUGGUUGAUUACGAAUUGCCAGAUCGGAGCCAAGAAGAAAUCUUUGAAGGAACUGAGGAUUUCAUAAGCCAGGAAUGUGGGAAAUCUUUUCUCCAGAGUUCACACUUCAUGAAACAUGGGAGAGUUCACAUCGGAGAAAAAACAUAUAGAUGCCAAGAGUGUGGGAAAUCUUUUACUCGGAGUUCAUCCCUUACGAGCCACCAGAUAAUUCAUACAGGAGACAAACAAUACAGGUGUAAAGAAUGUGGGAAAAGUUUUGCUUACAGUUCAGGCUUGUUGAGACACAAAAGACUCCACACAGGUGAGAAGCCAUACCAAUGCCAGGAGUGUGGGAAAUGUUUUACUUACAGUUCACACUUGGUGAGGCAUAAAAGACUCCACACAGGAGAGAAGCCAUACCAGUGUCAGGGGUGUGGGAAAUAUUUUGCUCGCAGUUCACAAUUGGUGAGCCACAAAAGACUCCACACAGGAGAGAAGCCAUACAAAUGCAAGGAGUGUUGGAAAUGUUUUGCUUACAGUUCCCAAUUGGUGGGCCACAAAAGACUCCACACAGGAGAGAAGCCAUACCAAUGCCAGGAUUGUGGGAAAUGUUUUGCUCAGAGUUUAGACUUGGGGAGCCACAAAAGACUUCACACAGGAGAGAAGCCAUACCAAUGCCAGGGUUGUGGGAAAUGUUUUCCCUCCAGUUCCCAAUUACUGAGCCAUGAAAGACUCCACACAGGAGAGAAGCCAUACCAUUGCCAGGAGUGUGGGAAAUGUUUUGCUUACAGUUCCCAAUUGGUGAGCCACAAAAGACUUCACACAGGAGAGAAGCCAUACCAAUGCCAGGAUUGUGGGAAUUGUUUUGCUUCCAGUUCAGACUUGGUGAAGCACAAAAGACUCCACACUGGAGAGAAACCAUACCAAUGCCAGGAGUGUGGGAAAUGUUUUACUCAGAGUUCAUCCCUUGUGAUCCACCGGAGAAUUCACACAGGAGAAAAACCAUACAGAUGCCCAGAUUGUGGAAAAUGUUUUACUCAGAGUUCAUCCCUUAUGAGCCACCAGAGAGUUCAUACAGGAGAAAAACCAUACAGACGCAAAGAAUGUGGGAAAAGUUUUGCUUCCAGUUCAGACAUGGUGAGGCACAACAGAUUCCACACAGGUGACAAGCCAUACUAAUGCAAGGAGUGUGCAAAAUGUUUUGCUUACAGUUCAUCCCUUAUGAAGCAUCAGAGAAUCCACACAGGCUAAAAAACACACCAAUGUCAGGCGUAUGGGAAAUGUUUUGUUCAGGGUUCAUUCCUUUUAAACUAUCAGAAAGAGAAAUCAUCCAAAGAACUGGGGCAAAACUAAUAAAAUGAAUUAUAACAGGAAAAUUACAGGUUGUGGACAUUCUGGUGCUGGAAACAGUCAACAUUUCCUGAUAAACACAUGUUAUUCCCUUGGAUUCAAGUAGCACUUGGCUUUUCUUUGCAUUGAUCUCAUGGACAGCUCUUCUUGGAUUUGAAUGCUGUUCAGGUGUUUUGCUUUGUGUGACGUGGGAACUGUUUUGGAGAACUCUUGCCUCUGUCUGGAAUCUACUUGCUCCUGGCACACACAUUUUUGAUCCACAUUAAAUUGAAAAACAUG